This is a messenger RNA of Helicoverpa zea (corn earworm), 1763 nucleotides long. RefSeq names its product guanine nucleotide-binding protein subunit beta-like protein 1. Bases 129 to 1094 code for a protein of 321 amino acids. Gene Ontology annotation, molecular function: protein binding. The record is from RefSeq and is a predicted model, not a curated record. The transcript has 2 exons. NCBI's taxonomy places the organism in Eukaryota, Metazoa, Arthropoda, Insecta, Lepidoptera, Noctuidae.
CUUUUUUGUUUUUCUGUCAGUUUUGUGUUGUGCGUAGUUGUGGUUGAGUUUCUGAUGGCUUGAUUAAUUUUGUUAUUAUUUUAUUUUACCAAUUCCGACAAAUAAUUUCGUUCCGAGCUUGACCAGAAAUGGCUCUAUUACCUCCAGACCCAGUUUAUACGAUCAGGAAUGUGGAUAACGUUCCUGUUUAUUCGUUGGCAUUUAGCUUUUUGCCUGGCGGUCUCGAGAGGUUACUGGCCGGCUCAAAAAACGGCUAUGUUUAUGCAUACAACCUUCAGACCAAUCGUGUGCAACAAAAGAUUCAAGUUGGUCAAGCUCCCAUUCUUCACCUCAUCCACACGAAUAACCACCUCAUCACUCAGGAGAAGGGCGGCAAGUUCAAAGUUUUUAGUUUAACAAACAGCGGUUACGAGGAAGACACUCUUAUCGACAAUGAUUACCCUGGUUUCUGCCGUUUUGACGCCAACACAAAACUCGAAACACUCUAUGUACCUGACAAGGAUUCAAAAAUACACAUAUACAACUUUUCCGGUGAAAAAGUAGGAAGUUUGGAGCCGGACGCAUCACUUAAGCUCGGAGACCCGAUGUGCUUAAAAUAUGUGGAGUUUCCUUGUGACCAGCCCUGCCUGCUGGCCGGCUACGAAGCAGGAUGGCUCCUCCUGUGGGAUCUCAACACUAGUCAAUGUAUCAGCAAACUGAAGACCGCAGAGUGUCCCAUGUCUGUUGAUUUCCACCUGGAGCAGCAACGAGGCAUGAUCGGCAAUGCCUCAAAUGUGAUACAGAUCUUUAGUAUAGGGAGAAAAGACUUAAGCUUGGCCCACAAAAUGGAUAUAACAAUUAAAAACCCAGGUAUAAAUAAAGUUCAGUCCCGGUCUGAUGGCAAGGUGUUUGCUUCAGGGGGCUGGGACAGCCAUAUCCGCAUCUUCUCUUGGUUCUCUCUUCGACCUCUGGUUGUGCUCACUGAGCACAAGCAAGCUAUUCAGGAUGUUGUCUACUCAACUGAGAAGGUCUCUUUCUGGAAUGCCAAGAUAAUGGCGGCUGGCGGACUUGAUGGUGCUAUUACACUCUGGGAUUUGUAUAACAACAAGCAGUAAAGCAUUUAACUUUUUAUAGUAGUUUUUAGAAUAUUCCCAAGCUCAGAUUGCGGUAAAGUCGAAAAUAUGUAUACUUACAACAGCAUUCUAGUCAAACUUAGAAUGUAUUGGCCAAAGUACUUUUUCGGGUGUUACUGCAUCUGGCCUGUUAAUCUUGCUGGUCUCGCAUGAGUACACUAUUAUAAAUAGGCUUAAAUGUAGUCAAAUAUAUACAGAGAUAUCUAAAUUUACUUUGCUUAUUUAGAAUAACGUUUAUAAAGGUCUACUCAUACAACAGUCCAGGAUGCGACAGGUUGGCUUGAGCGCGGCGAUACAGAUUCCUUGUUGACAAAUCGCUAAAGUUCCAAAUAUUCCGUGGCCACUUCUGCACAGAAGUAUCAGUGAAACAAUGCCAGUAUUGCCUUUAAUUGUUAUAUGACGCAUUUAAUGUGAAUCAUCCGAAGACGCUUUAAUUAUUUGAAGAUAUAAUUUUUUAUGAAUGCAAUAAUGUUAAUUAUAAUUAGAUCUCAAAAAUGUACAAAUUUCUGAAUAUAGAGGCGCGCAUUUCGCAUCAUGUGGCCUAGCUGUUAGUUAGUAAGAACAUGUCGUUAAAGUAUAGCAAUCAAUAUUUUCCAUUAUUGGUUUUUAGCGAUGAUUUUAAGUCAAGACAUUAAAAACGCAUGAAAUUUA